Messenger RNA from Stylophora pistillata, 1716 nucleotides. RefSeq lists its product as uncharacterized. Gene Ontology annotation, molecular function: protein binding. The record is from RefSeq and is a predicted model, not a curated record. Gene Ontology annotation, biological process: protein homooligomerization. Lineage: Eukaryota; Metazoa; Cnidaria; Anthozoa; Scleractinia; Pocilloporidae.
UAGAUCAUGGGAGAAAUAACCGCUGGCAGAUUGCGUGAUGACCUUAGCGAACAGAAAGCUUAUCCGAAUUUUUAUUUAGAGCAAGGGCCUCUAUCCCAUCGAAAGGGGGCGAGGGAUUCAGAAUUAUAAACGUACUCGUUCAUUCUUACGGCUUUCAAAGGAAGGAAAGUGAAACCGUUGGAGCAUUGAAAAUUCACUUCACGUGACCAUUUCAUUUCACUUUCAACAAAUACAUUUACAAAGCUCGGGUGGUCUCACUAGUCAGAACAGACUGUUGUCGUCCAACGGGUUUUACUCAGUUUGAAGCUAAAAGAGGCGAAAAAAAAAACUUGAGUUCAGCAACUGAGAAGCAAAAACAGAUUGCAAAAUGGAGAACGAACACGACCAGGGGAUUCCCUCGAUCUUAAAACUAAAUGUCGGCGGCCAUUACUUCACCACAAGUCCUCAAACACUAACCAAAGAUCCAGACUCAAUGCUGGCCAUUAUGUUCUCGGGGAAGUAUGGCAUGAAACGUGGGGAAGAUGGCGCUAUCUUCAUUGACAGAGAUGGAACCCACUUUCGGUUUAUACUUAAUUACCUUCGCACUGGAAAAAUAACAUUACCAGAAGGAGGAACAGCUCUGAAGGAAUUGAUGGAGGAGGCUGAAUUUUACCAGAUCCAGGGGAUACUAGAUGAAUUAAAAUCAUUGACAGAUAAUUUGACGAUCGUGAAACUGAAUGUAGGCGGCCAUCACUUUACAACAAGUCUCCAAACGCUGACCAAAGAUCCAAAUUCAAAGUUGGCCGCCAUGUUUGCAGGCGAACAUAUAAACAACGGCACAUUUAUCAUUGACAGAGAUGGAACCCACUUCCGGUACAUACUCAACUAUCUUCGUGAUGGAGAUGCGAGUUUACCGGAGGAGGCAUCUGCCCAGAAACAGCUCGAAGCCGAAGCAGAAUUCUACGAGGUUAAUGGGCUACUAAUGAAAUUGAGCAUAAUGUCGGAGAUAAUAACGAAUCAGGAACACACAGCCAAACUGCUAAGUUUUCUACCUUUGCUUAACUCGGCGGGGAAGCGACACCACCUUCGUCUUUUGUUCCGAGCUUCCCGAGAUGGCUUCUUCGCCAAAGCCUUUCACUCCAUUUGUGACAACCAAGGACCAACUGUUACCAUUGUGCAGAGUGGAGAAUACAUAUUUGGAGGUUUUACAGACAAGUCUUGGAAGAAUGAAGGUGAUUUUGUGAGAUGUUCAAAAGCAUUCUUGUUCAGUCUGGUCAACCCACAGGGCCUACAACCAGUUAAAAUGCCAAUUAAUUCUGAGGGCAAAAAUUAUGGCAUCUGCUGUUACAGUCAAGCUUUUUACGAAGAAUUAAUCAGCUUCAAUGUGGCCUGGAAUUGUAAACAUAACCUCGUAUGACAAACGUUUUCAUUCGACGAAAGCUCGUUCAGGUCACCCUAGGAACCUGUCCUGACUUAUCACCCGGGGGGAGGGGGGUGAAGGAUUUUAGAGGGAGGAGGAGGGAUGGAAGGGAAUGAUCAGUCGUAUCCAAGGUUGGGACUUUCGACUGCCAGUGAGAGGGAUCAUAAAUAUAUUACAUCGCUUCAGGGAUAUCAAGUAAAUUUUAUCGUGACACAACUAAAAUCCUUUAUAACCCCCCUCCACCCCCAAGCGAUAAAUAAUACAGUGGAACCUCGAUUUAACGAAGUGCCAAGGGACUGGGGAAAUUGGUUCGUUAU